CGCCUCCUGCGGGUGGAGUCGGUUACAAAGGGAGCAGCCGGCCCGGCUACCGCACGGCUGCCCGCCGAGGCCUCGCGCCCUCGCCAUUUUCCAGCCGCACUCCGGCGCGGCUCGCGGCGGCGGGGAAAGGCGGAGCCGCGCGGGCCGGCCCCGCGGGGCGGUCGCGGCCGUGACGGCGGCUCCCGGCCCGGCUCCCUUUCCUCACCCCUCCCUCCGGAGAUGAGGGGAAGAUGUCCGUGUCAGGGCUCAAGGCCGAGCUGAAGUUCCUGGCGUCCAUCUUCGACAAGAGCCACGAGCGAUUUCGCAUCGUCAGCUGGAAGCUGGACGAGCUGCACUGCCAGUUUCUGGUGCCGCCGCCCCCGGCGCCGCCUGGUAGCCCGCACUCGCCGCCGCCGCCGCUCACACUCCACUGCAACAUCACGGAAUCGUACCCAUCUUCUUCACCAAUAUGGUUUGUGGACUCUGAUGACCCAAAUCUGACAUCAGUUCUGGAACGCCUAGAAGAUACUAAGAACAACAAUUUGCUUCGUCAGCAAUUGAAGUGGUUGAUAUGUGAACUCUGCAGAUUAUAUAACCUUCCUAAGCACCUGGAUGUUGAGAUGCUAGAUCAACCACUACCCACGGGUCAGAAUGGGACAACUGAAGAGGUAACUUCAGAAGAAGAAGAAGAGGAAGAGAUGGCUGAAGAUAUAGAAGACUUGGAUCACUACGAGAUGAAGGAAGAAGAGCCCAUUAGUGGGAAAAAGUCCGAGGAUGAAGGAAUUGAAAAAGAAAAUUUGGCCAUAUUGGAGAAAAUUAGGAAGACUCAAAGACAAGACCAUUUAAAUGGUGCAGUUUCUGGGUCCGUGCAAGCUUCAGAUAGACUUAUGAAGGAGCUCAGGGACAUCUACAGAUCACAGAGUUACAAGACAGGGAUUUAUUCAGUGGAACUAAUAAAUGACAGCUUAUAUGACUGGCAUGUUAAAUUACAUAAGGUUGACCCUGAUAGUCCUUUGCACAGUGAUCUUCAGAUCUUAAAAGAAAAAGAAGGCAUAGAGUAUAUUUUGCUUAACUUCUCUUUUAAGGAUAAUUUUCCAUUUGAUCCUCCAUUUGUUCGAGUGGUGUUACCUGUUCUCUCAGGAGGGUAUGUGUUGGGUGGAGGAGCAUUAUGUAUGGAACUUCUCACAAAACAGGGCUGGAGCAGUGCCUACUCUAUAGAAUCGGUCAUCAUGCAAAUAAAUGCCACAUUAGUGAAAGGCAAAGCCAGAGUGCAGUUUGGAGCAAAUAAGAAUCAAUAUAAUCUAGCACGAGCUCAACAGUCCUAUAAUUCCAUUGUGCAGAUACACGAGAAAAAUGGCUGGUAUACUCCUCCAAAGGAAGAUGGUUAAAUAUGUUGACAUAUGUCUGGACCAAUGUUGCUUUAAAGAAAAUCGUUCCAACGUGCAGACAUAAGCUUUGAGUGCCCCUAUAACAGCAGUACCGAAGACGUUAGCUAAUAGAACCAGUAUAAGUUACAUCUUUUCAUUUUGCUCACUUUAGGAACCGGACUGAGCAGUGGGGCCUUUACUGUAUUUUUCUGAUAAAUACACAUACUGGCCACUCUUUAUCACCUCUUCUUGAAAAGUGAAGUCUUUUAAGCAGGGAAGUCAGCAUCAGUUUACUGCAGUUGUGAUUUUACAGUAACCUUCCUAAAUUUGAGCCUAUGGGGUAUGAAGUUUUGCGUAAUUUUGUUCCUUUUAGAGCCAAUAAAAUUUUAAUUGAUGGUCAAUACUGGUUUAGAAAUUUUAGGUCUUCUAAACCAUAGCUUUUCAGGUCUGAAACCAUUUAUUGCCAAAAUUAUAACAAAAAACCUAUUCAUUAAAUUAUUACACUGUUUUUUAUGGCUGUGUGAAGGUUUGAACUGUUUCCUGAAGCUAUGUUCUUAAUUGGAUUGUACUAGUCAAAGGAAGACAGUGCCAUGGAAGGCUUGUGAGCGGUAAUCCCACUAGGGCAGCAGCCUUGCUCCACCAAAUCUGCUUCUUGUUGGUUCAACAGUUCUUAAUGAAGAAGAGCCACAGUAUAGAGCUUGAAGUUAUUUAAAGUACUAAGUCAUUUUAUCUUUCCAUUUUAUUAACGGGGUGUUGCAAUUGUUUGUAAACUAAUAAACUUACAAAGUGAUUGGCAUGAAGAUAGACUUCUUCAGCAAAAGCUACACUUUAAGUACAAAAGACACCUAAUUUGGAGACCCUUAAAUUAUUUCUCACAGUCCUAACAGUGGCUUUUCCAUCAAAAGAGACUAAUAGGAACUCUGAAUAUGUGAAUUCUUUUAUAAAACUUGAUACAAAUCUGUCUACUCUCCAUUUUUUAUUGCCUUAUCUGAAUCAAUCCUCUUUGGUUGGUAGUAGUUUUUCGUUUUAUAAACCCAAGUUUGAUUUAAAAAUAAAUUCUAGUUAUUAAGCACUUUUAAAAAGAGACCCAGAAGCACAGUUUCUGCACAAACCAGGUACAAAGUUGAAAGGUGUUACCUAUACAUUCACUUUGAGAAUCUUUUUUUUUUUUGAUUGUGUAAACUACAUUCAAGAGACUUGGCACUUCUGCAUUUUGUGUUUAAUUUCUCUAGAUUCUGUUGGGUCAGAGAGCAGUAAAGAUGUUCUGGCAUUCUUGCUCACUUUGUUAACUUUACAUGAAGUUCUGAUUGCCAGUUGCUCAGAUAACAAGUGACUAGGCAGAAUUCUUUAAAGCAUUAAAGUUCCUUAAGCCUAAGGUGAGAUCUUGAAUACAUUAUUGAAUUCUUUAAUAUCCUAAUGGCUAGCAGAUUGACAGCUGCACAUUUGGCAUGCUUUGUUUAUUUGGAUUUUAUUUUUCAUUGCAGAUUUAUUUGGCAAUGUACAGUAAGUUUUGUAAACUUGCAUCAAGUUUAUGAAUAAAGAACCAUUUAAAACUUA
Nannospalax galili (Upper Galilee mountains blind mole rat) is the source of this 2903-nucleotide messenger RNA. It is a transcript of the gene Ube2q2, whose product is annotated as ubiquitin conjugating enzyme E2 Q2. The transcript is spliced from 13 exons. Gene Ontology annotation, molecular function: protein binding. The record is from RefSeq and is a predicted model, not a curated record. The coding region runs from base 231 to 1367 and encodes 378 amino acids. NCBI's taxonomy places the organism in Eukaryota, Metazoa, Chordata, Mammalia, Rodentia, Spalacidae.